Apodemus sylvaticus (European woodmouse) is the source of this 4936-nucleotide messenger RNA. RefSeq names its product fibroblast growth factor receptor 1 (gene Fgfr1). Gene Ontology annotation, biological process: fibroblast growth factor receptor signaling pathway; multicellular organism development; protein phosphorylation. Gene Ontology annotation, cellular component: signaling receptor complex; membrane. Lineage: Eukaryota; Metazoa; Chordata; Mammalia; Rodentia; Muridae. The record is from RefSeq and is a predicted model, not a curated record. The transcript has 18 exons. Gene Ontology annotation, molecular function: fibroblast growth factor receptor activity; ATP binding; fibroblast growth factor binding. Bases 460 to 2928 code for a protein of 822 amino acids.
GUCAAUGCAAGCCGUAGCCCCCGAAGAGGUGAUGGAACUCGGGCUGCCAGAAGCCUGAGACGCCGCCUCCGCCGCCGCCGCGUACUGGAGAGCGGGGGGCGCACGAUCUGGGGACCCCGGGCGGCGGACCCGAGCCCUCCCCCCCGCCCCGCCUCCGGGGCACCAGCUUCGGCUCCAUUGUUCCCGCCCGGGCUGGAGGCGCCCGGCUCCGAGUGCCGCCGGGAAUCGUGCCUCGGCCGCGGAGCUCUCGAAACCCCGCCAGGAUCUGAACGGAGCCCGGGAACGAGCGGCCGGAGCGCAAGACACAGACACCCGCCGCGCCACGGCGAGCUCUCCAGAGGCGGGACCGCAGCGCCAAGUGAGAGUCAGCUUUCGAAGGCGGAUCACGCUCGCGCUCACGGCGGAGUAUAUCCAUGGAGGUGCAGAGCCUUGUUACCAACCUCUAACUGCAGAACUGGGAUGUGGGGCUGGAGGUGCCUCCUCUUCUGGGCUGUGCUGGUCACAGCCACUCUCUGCACUGCCAGGCCAGCCCCAACCUUGCCUGAACAAGCUCAGCCCUGGGGAGUCCCUGUGGAAGUGGAGUCUCUCCUGGUCCACCCUGGCGACCUGCUACAGCUUCGCUGCCGGCUGCGCGAUGACGUGCAGAGCAUCAACUGGCUACGGGAUGGGGUGCAGCUGGCAGAGAGCAACCGCACCCGCAUCACAGGGGAGGAGGUGGAGGUGCGGGAUUCCAUCCCCGCUGACUCUGGCCUCUACGCCUGUGUGACCAGCAGCCCCUCUGGCAGCGACACCACCUACUUCUCCGUCAAUGUCUCAGAUGCCCUUCCAUCCUCGGAGGACGACGACGACGAUGAUGACUCCUCCUCAGAGGAGAAAGAGGCAGACAACACCAAACCAAACCGUAGGCCUGUAGCUCCAUAUUGGACAUCCCCAGAAAAAAUGGAGAAGAAACUGCACGCCGUACCAGCUGCCAAGACGGUGAAGUUCAAGUGCCCGUCGAGUGGGACACCCAGCCCCACCUUGCGCUGGUUGAAAAAUGGCAAAGAAUUCAAGCCUGACCACCGGAUUGGAGGCUACAAGGUUCGCUAUGCCACCUGGAGCAUCAUAAUGGACUCUGUGGUGCCUUCCGACAAGGGCAACUACACCUGCAUCGUGGAGAAUGAGUACGGGAGCAUUAACCACACCUACCAGCUCGAUGUUGUGGAACGAUCCCCUCACCGGCCCAUCCUUCAGGCAGGCCUACCUGCCAACAAGACAGUGGCCCUGGGGAGCAACGUGGAGUUCAUGUGUAAAGUGUACAGUGACCCACAGCCUCACAUCCAGUGGCUGAAGCACAUCGAGGUGAACGGGAGUAAGAUCGGUCCAGACAACUUGCCCUAUGUCCAGAUCCUGAAGACUGCUGGAGUUAACACCACCGACAAGGAAAUGGAGGUGCUUCAUCUACGGAAUGUCUCCUUUGAGGAUGCGGGGGAGUAUACGUGCUUGGCGGGUAACUCUAUCGGACUCUCCCAUCACUCUGCAUGGUUGACCGUUCUGGAAGCCCUGGAAGAGAGGCCAGCCGCGAUGACCUCACCUCUCUACCUGGAGAUCAUCAUCUACUGCACCGGGGCCUUCCUCAUCUCCUGUAUGGUGGGCUCUGUCAUCAUCUACAAGAUGAAGAGCGGCGCCAAGAAGAGCGACUUCCACAGCCAGAUGGCUGUGCACAAGCUGGCCAAGAGCAUCCCUCUGCGCAGACAGGUAACAGUGUCAGCUGACUCCAGUGCAUCCAUGAACUCUGGGGUUCUCCUGGUUCGGCCUUCACGACUCUCCUCCAGCGGGACCCCUAUGCUAGCUGGAGUCUCCGAAUAUGAACUGCCCGAAGACCCCCGCUGGGAGCUGCCUCGAGACAGAUUGGUCUUAGGCAAGCCACUUGGCGAGGGCUGCUUCGGGCAGGUGGUAUUGGCCGAGGCCAUCGGGCUGGAUAAGGACAAACCCAACCGCGUGACCAAAGUGGCUGUGAAGAUGUUGAAGUCCGAUGCAACGGAGAAGGACCUGUCGGAUCUGAUCUCGGAGAUGGAGAUGAUGAAAAUGAUCGGGAAACAUAAGAAUAUUAUCAAUCUGCUGGGGGCGUGCACACAGGAUGGUCCUCUUUAUGUCAUCGUGGAAUACGCCUCCAAAGGCAAUCUCCGGGAGUAUCUGCAGGCCCGGAGGCCGCCUGGACUGGAGUACUGCUACAACCCCAGCCACAACCCCGAGGAACAGCUGUCUUCCAAAGAUCUGGUAUCCUGUGCCUAUCAGGUGGCUCGGGGCAUGGAGUAUCUUGCGUCUAAGAAGUGUAUACACCGAGACCUGGCUGCUAGGAAUGUCCUGGUGACGGAGGACAAUGUAAUGAAGAUCGCAGACUUUGGCUUAGCUCGAGACAUUCACCAUAUCGACUACUAUAAGAAAACCACCAAUGGCCGGCUGCCUGUAAAGUGGAUGGCGCCCGAGGCACUGUUUGACCGGAUCUACACCCACCAGAGCGAUGUGUGGUCUUUUGGGGUACUCCUGUGGGAGAUCUUCACUCUGGGCGGCUCCCCGUACCCCGGUGUGCCUGUGGAGGAACUUUUCAAGCUGCUGAAGGAGGGUCAUCGAAUGGACAAGCCCAGUAACUGUACCAAUGAGCUGUACAUGAUGAUGCGGGACUGCUGGCAUGCAGUGCCCUCUCAGAGACCUACUUUCAAGCAGCUGGUGGAAGAUCUGGACCGCAUUGUGGCCUUGACCUCCAACCAGGAGUAUCUGGACCUCUCCAUGCCGCUGGACCAGUAUUCACCCAGCUUUCCUGACACGCGGAGCUCCACCUGCUCCUCAGGGGAGGACUCUGUCUUCUCUCAUGAGCCGUUACCCGAGGAACCCUGCCUGCCCCGACACCCCACCCAGCUUGCCAACGGUGGACUCAAACGGCGCUGACUACCAACCGACCCCAGUCUUCCCCCAUGCCGUCGUCAACUCUUUCUGUCACCCACCAUUCCCUCGUUGGACACACUGCCUUUCUCCUUCUCCCUUGUGGCUGGCAAGAGCCAGUUGCCUGACUGGGGCCUUCCCGUGUGGCCUACCCCUCCAUCACCCCCAAGACCCUUCUCUUCCUAGCCUGCUGUGUGAGAGGAGUCGAGAGGCGGGUGCUUGCUGGCGGCCGCUUCCUCCUUCCCAUGUGUUGGACCAAGACCCACCCUGAAGCCUGGCACUGCUUGGAGGUCUGCAGAGUGGAAGCAAGCGGAGCAGGCCUGCUAGCGAGAGCAUCCUGAGUGUUCUUGGUGACCCAUCAGCCCCUCGUGUUCUGGUGACAGGGGGUUUGGGACUCCUGAAGCGGUGAGGUUUCUGUUUAGGCCUUAACUGAAGGCAACCUCUGCUCCAUGUGGUCGGUACCAGUAGCUUCUUAAUUCCAUUACUAAUUUGCUUUGCUGACCAAAUACCUGGUACCAGAAGACAGGGAGGCAGAGACUGGGAGCCGUGAUGUGCCCUUGGGCUGAGCCCUGGACCUGGGGCUCUGUACAUAGCUAUGAAGAAAACACAAAGUGUAUAAAUCUGAGUAUAUAUUUACAUGUCUUUUUAAAAAGGGUCGUUACUAGAGAUUUACCUGUCGGGUGAGAUGCUUCUGGUGGCUGGGAAGCAUCAGUCGCUAUAUAUUAAAAAACCAACAAACAGAAAAAGGAAAAUGUUUUUUAAAAGGUCAUAUAUUUUUUUGCUACUUUUGCUGUUUUAUUUUUUUAAAUUAUGUUUUAAACCUAUUUUCAGUUUAGGUUCCCUCAAUAAAAAUUGCUGCUGCUUCGUUUUUAUCCUGGGCGUGUGAAAAGGGAGCAGGUGUCCACGGCAAAGGAGGGAGACAGGAACGGAAGGGCCGUGAGCUGGCAUCCCCCCCACCCCCACCCCCACCCCAUGACCUCUGUCUCCUGGACUGUGCCCGGAGACCUCCCAGACAAGCCUUCUGUCUCUGAUGCUUUGGGAAAGGCGGGGAAAGAAGACUGAGGUCCUGAGGGCAGAGAGCCAAGCCCACACACUUGAUUGUUUCCUCAGAGAGGAUGACAGGAUGAGACUAGCCAGAGGGUAGACCUGGACAGAAACUCAAACCCUAGUCCCUAUGUGCAUCCGUGAGAGAAAAUUUGUCACCCAAAGCUACCUGUCAAUUCAGAUGUCUUGUGUCUUCCCCAACCUACUCCUCUUCUGUAAUUAUCCUCCCUUUCCUGAGUCUCUGUAACCCCAUUGGGUCUGUUCCUAAUCCUGGCUUCCUAUGGUUUUUCCUUUACAAACUCCACCCAUCCCUCAGGAAAGAGAAAACAAUCUCCUAGGUUUGGGUCACCUUGGCAACUCACUUCUGCCACCUGCUGGUUGUUACUGAUACCUUGGUCUCUGCCACUCUAGCCUCAGAGGGGUUUGUUUGUUUGUUUGUUUGUUUGUUUAGCUGGUUGGUUGGGUUCCCCCCCCCCCCGCCCCCCCAUCCCGUCCCCGGGUCUCUGCUGAAUACAAAACAGUUCAAUAUGAUUUCAUCUGUAGGCGUUAGGGCUGCUUCUUUAAAGACAGCUUUGGCAGCUGUGGUUUGGGUCAUCGUCAUAAGAGUUCUUAUCAUUGUUUCUCUCUGUACACAUGUAACUGUCAAAAUACUACGAGUGGUUUUAUGCUGAAAGAAGACAUCGUUUGGCAAAGAGGGCCAGGGAAUGAAUUUUAGCACAGAUUCAUUUUCUUGGAGAGCAUAUCAUGGUGUUUUUUUUCCUUGUUGAAGUGGUGCACAUCAUUUCUGCCUCAGAUCUACUUGACUCGCUCUUGUGUGGACAGAAGGAGAAAACAUAUAAAGGGCUUUGUGAGACUCAAGGAGCGGUGCUAGGACCUGGAAGGAACUGAAGUCCCUGCUGUUACUAUUCAAAUUGCCCACAGAUAUCCCCGGGGACAGGGGUGGCUAUCAAAUAAAGGGUAGUGAAACUGA